AUGAAGCUGUCCAAUCGUUUCCUGAACAAAGAUUUGGUCCUUUUGACAGGUGCCAGUGAGGCCCAGCUGAGGGACAGCAGAGGUCAAAGUCUGGACCUCCUCCGCUUGCUGGCCGAUAAGCCAUGGAUCGGCCUAGGCCCUCACAACCGCUGGGAUAGGGCACCUCGCAUCGACAUGGAUUUGGGCAACACCGGUAUAGGACCUCGCCUCCCACCGAUACAAGUCUCUGACGAUAGGAACUAUCUUGAUGAUGAAAUCAGGGGCGGCUCAGAGAAGCGGUCAGCGGUGGCGACAGUGCUGAACUCGGGGCGCCGGAGACGGCAGCCGACGCCGGCGCUCGGUAAGGCAGUCACGCCGUAUGUCGGCGUCGGAGUGCUAAACGACAUGGGCUCAUUCUUCGACUCGCUGCGAGACAAUCUGGAGACGCUGGUCUCCCUGUCGCCCCAGGAGCGCUCCACCCUGUUCCAGGAUCCGCCUUCCGUGGUGCCAGCACCGGCUUCUAACACUGGUGGCGGCGGCAGCGGCAUCAGGAAGUUGUACGCUCUUCGACCUCUGAGACCCACUGGCAACAUCAGAUCUUACAACCGCAGAUCUCUCGUGGAGGCGGACGGCGGGUACCCGGGUGCCAACCAUCACGACCCUGGCCUGCUGUGGACCGGACUCGGCCGGUAGACGACCCACUCACUCACACGACCACUCACUCACACUCGCCGACACUCACUCACACACACACUCGGACACUCACCCACAUAUCAGUAACUCACAAU
This is a messenger RNA of Helicoverpa zea (corn earworm), 767 nucleotides long. RefSeq lists its product as uncharacterized. The transcript has 6 exons. NCBI's taxonomy places the organism in Eukaryota, Metazoa, Arthropoda, Insecta, Lepidoptera, Noctuidae. The coding region runs from base 1 to 672 and encodes 223 amino acids. The record is from RefSeq and is a predicted model, not a curated record.